AUGCCAUCCAUCGAGUCAAGCCCCAGGACUCUGUACGACAAAGUCUUCCAAGACCAUAUCGUCAACGCGCAGCAAGAUGGCACCGUCCUCCUUUAUAUCGACAGACAUCUUGUCCACGAGGUCACAUCUCCCCAAGCAUUCGAGGGUCUGAAGAACGCCAAGCGGAAAGUUCGCCGACCGGACUGCACCCUUGCUACAACCGACCACAACGUCCCCACCACCUCGCGGAAGAAUUUCAAGAAUGUGGCAGAUUUUGUCAAGGAAGAGGACAGCAGAUUGCAGUGUACAACCCUCGAAGACAAUGUCAAAGAGUUUGGACUCACAUACUUUGGCCUGGGAGACAAGAACCAAGGCAUCGUCCACAUCAUCGGGCCCGAACAAGGCUUCACUCUGCCCGGCACAACCGUCGUCUGUGGCGACAGCCAUACCUCGACUCAUGGCGCGUUCGGCGCCCUGGCGUUUGGCAUUGGCACUAGCGAGGUCGAACAUGUCCUGGCCACACAGUGCUUGAUCACGAAGAAGAGCAAGAACAUGCGGGUACAGGUCGAUGGCCAGCUGGCACCCGGAGUUAGCAGCAAAGACAUAAUUCUGCAUGUCAUUGGUGUCAUCGGCACCGCCGGUGGCACUGGUGCCGUCAUCGAGUUCUGUGGUUCUGCAAUCCGAAGUCUCAGCAUGGAAGCUCGCAUGUCGAUCUGCAACAUGUCUAUCGAAGCCGGAGCAAGGGCAGGAAUGAUCGCCCCCGAUCAGACUACCUUUGACUACCUCAAGGGACGUCCUCUGGCUCCCAAGGUCGACAGCAAUGAGUGGAAGAAGGCAACCAACUACUGGGCCAGCUUAAGGUCCGACGAAGGAGCCAAAUACGACAUUGAGGUCUUCAUCGACGCCAAGGACAUUGCCCCAACAGUCACCUGGGGCACAUCGCCGCAGGAUGUCGUGCCCAUUACCGGCGUCGUCCCUAGCCCCGACGACUUUGAGGACCCGAACAGGAAGGCCAGCUGCAAACGGGCCCUCGAAUACAUGGGACUCACCCCAGGCACCAAGAUGGAAGACAUCGAGGUGGACAAGGUCUUCAUUGGCUCAUGCACGAAUUCCCGCAUUGAGGAUAUGCGUGCUGCCGCGAAGAUCGUCCAGGGUAAAAAGGUCGCACCAAAUAUCAAGCGGGCCAUGGUUGUGCCAGGUUCUGGCAACAUCAAGGCGCAGGCGGAGAGCGAAGGCUUGGACAAGAUCUUCCUGGAUGCCGGCUUCGAAUGGCGGGAGGCGGGCUGCUCAAUGUGCUUGGGCAUGAACCCUGAUAUCCUGUCACCGAGAGAACGCUGUGCCAGCACCUCCAAUCGCAACUUCGAAGGCCGACAAGGUGCUCUGGGUCGCACGCAUCUUGUAUCUCCUGUCAUGGCGGCGGCAGCGGCGAUUGUGGGCAAACUGGCCGAUGUGCGCAAACACAGCGACAGCCCCUCCCCAGCCAAAGCAGACCCUAAGCUUGACGUGAUGCCUGAAUAUGCUGAAGUGGACUCUGAAGAAGAACUUGACCGUAUCCUCGACAUCCCUACUGACGCAACAAGCACCGCCACGAAUCACGUUCAGGGAGCCGGUGCAGCAGGGGGUCUCCCCAAAUUUACCGUGCUCAAAGGUAUCGCGGCACCUCUCGAGAAAGCCAACGUGGACACGGACGCCAUCAUUCCUAAGCAAUUCCUCAAGACCAUCAAGCGCACAGGCCUCGGCUCCGCGCUCUUCCACCCCUUGCGCUACAAUGAAGACGGCAGCGAGAACCCGUCUUUCAUCCUGAACCAAGAACCAUAUCGCCAGGCCAAGAUCCUCGUGGUUACCGGCCCCAACUUUGGGUGUGGAUCUUCGCGAGAACAUGCCCCUUGGGCACUGCUGGACUUUGGGAUCAAAUGCGUCAUCGCGCCCAGCUAUGCAGACAUCUUCUUCAACAACACAUUCAAGAACGGCAUGCUGCCACUAGUCCUUCCCGACCAGGAGAAGCUCAACAAGAUCGCCGACGAGGCUCGCGCCGGUCAUGAGAUCGAAGUGGACUUGCCGAACCAGGUCAUCCGCGACGAGAAGGGCAACGAGCUUGCCCGGUUCGAGGUGGAGGAGUUCCGCAAGCACUGUCUCGUCGAGGGUCUCGACGACAUUGGCUUGACCAUGCAAAUGGAGGACAAGAUUGCGCAAUUUGAGGCCAAGAGGACCUUGGACACCCCGUGGUUGGACGGCAGUGGCUAUUUGAAGAAAUGGCGCAAGGGCCCCGUCAAGAUCGAGGCGGCACCCGUGCCCAAGACAAAUAGGGGCGAUGUCAAGACCGACCCAGUCGAAUGGUAG
Messenger RNA from Fonsecaea erecta, 2319 nucleotides. Its product is annotated as 3-isopropylmalate dehydratase, large subunit. NCBI's taxonomy places the organism in Eukaryota, Fungi, Ascomycota, Eurotiomycetes, Chaetothyriales, Herpotrichiellaceae. Gene Ontology annotation, biological process: L-leucine biosynthetic process. Gene Ontology annotation, molecular function: 3-isopropylmalate dehydratase activity; 4 iron, 4 sulfur cluster binding. The record is from RefSeq and is a predicted model, not a curated record. The transcript has 2 exons. Bases 1 to 2319 code for a protein of 772 amino acids. Gene Ontology annotation, cellular component: 3-isopropylmalate dehydratase complex.